AUGACAACAAGGGAGGAGUGUGUUUAUAAAGCUAAGCUUGCUGAGCAGGCAGAGCGGUAUGAUGAGAUGGUGCAUGCCAUGAAGGAUGUGGCUCAGCAGAACAUGGAAUUAACAGUUGAGGAGCGGAACCUUCUGUCUGUGGCAUACAAAAAUGUCAUUGGUGCCCGCAGAGCUUCUUGGAGGAUUAUCAGUAGCAUAGAACAGAAAGAUCAGGGCAAACUGGCAGAGGAGUUUCAGGAGAUCACAAGGGAGUACAAACAUACUAUUGAGCAGGAGCUAAACCGCAUCUGUCAUGAUGUCCUGGAUAUAAUUGACACCAACUUAAUUCCAAAUGCAGCCACCGGAGAAUCCAAGGUCUUUUAUUAUAAGAUGAAAGGUGACUACCACAGGUACCUGGCUGAGUUUGCCACUGGCAAUGACAGGAAAGAAGCUGCCGAGAAAAGUUUAGUCGCUUACAAAGCUGCCAGUGAUAUUUCGAUGACAGAGUUGGCACCAACACACCCUAUACGUCUGGGCCUGGCUCUCAACUUCUCAGUAUUCUAUUACGAGAUCCUGAAUUCCCCAGACCGUGCUUGCCGACUAGCCAAAGCAGCUUUUGAUGAUGCUAUAGCAGAGUUGGACACAUUAAGUGAAGAGAGCUACAAGGAUUCGACAUUGAUCAUGCAGCUGCUAAGAGAUAACCUCACUCUGUGGACGUCAGACAUGCAGGGAGAUGCUGAUGUGACAGAGUCGACAGUACAGGACAUCGAAGCAGCGGAGGAAUGCUCCUAA
This is a messenger RNA of Candidula unifasciata, 771 nucleotides long. NCBI's taxonomy places the organism in Eukaryota, Metazoa, Mollusca, Gastropoda, Stylommatophora, Geomitridae. The record is from the annotation of a GenBank genome assembly.